CUCAAAUCGUAUUGCCGAUAAAACCCUUCCUCUUUUCUGCCGGAUGGCCACUCCGCGUCGCCUUCCGACUCUCCGCUUUUCUCCUGCAGCGCGCCGUCAUCCGUCUUUCCCCUCCUCAACGCAUCGCUCUCCUUCCAAUUUAUCCGCUUCGAUUUGCUCUUAUUGUCUCGACUGACCCAGGUCUAUUGCUGGCUCAGUCGCUUUCGCUUCCCAGCUAUCUUUUCAAACCUUUUUAUGCAAUCAGAGCCUACUGCCGUAUCUCAACAUACACCCUCCGUUGACUCAUCCAAAUCUAGCUCCCACCCCAUCCAACAUGGAAAUGACUUCAAUGAUGCUGCAGUCUCUGGCCUUCUUCACCCAGAGGAGACUGGAGACUAUUCAGCACGGGCAUCUCCCACACCGGGAAUCGGCGAUGCGCUCCUGAGCGAUUUGAGCGAUGUAGACUUUGCCCCGCCCUCCUCACCUGCCCAGCGAGUCAGCGAGUAUGAGAAUGCCGGAACUCCAAGCAAAAAGACAGAUGACCCGGAGUCUCAAGUCUCGCCAUUCUUGGGCCCCUCAAAUCUGCCUCUAGAGACGCUUCCAAAUGAGGUUCUUACCCAUAUUCUGUCGCAUUUGCCGCCCCAAUCUCUCUCUGCUAUCACGCUGGUAUCUCGCCGAUUCCAUGCGCUAGUUACGACUCCUCAUGCCUGGAGAAUCGCAUUCUCACGUUUCUUCCCGGGGCCGCAAUCUUUAGAACAUGGGCAACGUACUCCAACCAACCCCGAAGACUUGAUGUCAGACCGACGGUUCUUUGCCAGACUCACUGCACUGGCGUCGUGGCGCAGCGAGUACAUUCUUCGUACUCGUUUGAUGCGGUCGUUAUCUCGAGGUAAACCAGCUCAAUUUCAACCUAACAAAAGACAAGGUGCAGUCCGCUCGGCGACCUCUCGCAAUGGAAGUGCCGUAGCAACAUACUCCUCACAACUCUUGUUUCCGGUGAGCCAUAUUCACGGAUACUUCAACAACGCGGAGAAAGAACCCACCUUCAUUCAUGGUGCCUCCGAACAGGGGGUUGCCUCCGCCAGUGAUCCGUCUGCUGUCAAAGUGACCACCUGGGGUAUUUCCGACCACCAGAUGUUCCGGCACUUUGCGGACAGUUUCCCCGGUGAUGCCCCAUUUGGCCUCGGGGCUGGCGAUAUGGUCGGUGUUCCCAACUCGAUGGAUGUAAGCCAGCCGUACGGUAUGAUCUAUGGCGAGGGGUGCCCUCAGGGCCGCAGCUACUUUAUUUCAACCUCGGAGCAGCGUGGCCGCUUCCUAGGUCACUCGGAGCUAGGGUCUCAUCCCAAGUUGGGAAUCCCCGCUAUGAACAUGAUCACCCACGCUGUUUGUUCGGUUUGGAUCGCCAAGUCACCUUCUAUCCUCAAGGCGACAGGUGGUCUCAUUGCGAUGAUGACUGGUUCGUCCUCGGGCAUCCUUUCUGCAUAUGCCAUGGGUCCCCAUCCUACAUAUGAGAAGCGGUAUGAGCGUGGCCAGGUGACUGCCAAGUGGGUUCUCAGCCCCGGUGUGCCUAUCAUCCGUAUCGCCGUGGACGAUGGUUACUCGCUUAAACGUCAUGCUCAGCGACGCAUCUGGGCGGUUGCUCUUAACGCUCUAGGGGAAAUCUUUUAUCUUACGGAUAUUCCCAAAGAGCCAGAGCUUCCAUCCACAGCUAAGCUAAACGCGGAGCAAUUCGAUGAACUCGCGUGGAAGACUGGCAGAACCGUUCGUUGGGAGCUUGCUGAAAUGAGCCGGCGUACUGCACGGCCGGACCCUUUCAAUCGAGAUCCAGUUGAUGGCAGCUAUAGCCCGCGCUCUUCGUCGGAAUCGAUGUUGCUGGAAGAGAGUCAAAUUGCUGCGGAGACCAAAGAGGUCGAGAAGUUCCUCUCCUUUAAACCAAAGCAUUUCCGCAAGGUCUGCGAAGGGUGGAACAUGCGCCGCGAUCUUCACGUUGACUUUGCUGGUGAUGAUGGACGUGGAUACGGUGAAUCAGUUGUAGUAAUUGCCCGUGGCGAAGGUGAGACCGAAAAAGCUUCCGUUCGGCGGUUUGUUCGCGUCGCGUCGAAAACCGAUGUCAAGUCGUCGCCAUCAACACCCGGUGGUUCUACUCGCGUUCGGGAUCAAGUCUCCACGUCCCUCUUUGGCGGCCCUGUGGCUUCCUCAAGUUCGACACCCACACAGAGCUUCCCGCCAUCUCGAGCCUCGAGCCGGUUCAGCGAACAGGUGCGUGUAGUGAAUACAGAAUGGCGUAUCUCGGACUUCACAUUUGGGGACCGAAAAUUGGUGGAAGUGACAACCACUGCGAUGGAUAAUUCGAUGUUUGCGACCGUAACUGCGCAGGAGGAUCCGCUGCUGUCAAUGUCGGGAAGCUCUUUCUCCUCCGCCACGUCCUCACCAAUGCUACCGCAUAUGGAACAACCGCACUCGACUCUCGAGGUUCCUGGUCAACGGGCACGUUACCUGGCCGUGGGAACCUCCACAGGCGGAGUCUUUGUCUGGGAUAUUCGUGCUUCCCCAGCACAGAAUUCGGAUGUCAUCAACUCGAUUUCCCCACUACGUUUCAUACAAACCGAGUCUCCGCAAGUAUCAUGCGUGGCGUUGACAUCGUUGUACCUCGUUCAUGGUGGUAACGAUGGUCUGGUGCAAGCUUGGGAUCCCCUAGCUUCAUCCACGCGGCCGAUUCGUACAAUUAACUCGCGCUUCUCUUCUCGUGCGCGACGCCGGUUGGUACAGGCAGAAGCUUCCGUGCUCGGGGUUGGAAGCAACUACUUUGCAACUGGGGCGAUUUGUUUGGAUCCGGAUCCGACGGUGCUUCGGGGAAUGGUCUCGUUGGGUACCCAUCUCCGCUAUUGGUCGUACAGUUCCUCGGGUGCGGAUCAAUACAAGUGCAGCAAACGCCGCCUUCGCCGUUCUCUGCGGGGUAGUAAUGGUGCUGCCGAGGGUCAACGCUUCACUACCAGCGGACGCGGUGCGAUUCGCGACUUUAUCGAGGAUGAGCGUAUCGAGCUAAAGCGACAAGAGGUUGAAAAGGCAAAGGAAAGAGCGCACCUCAGUGCACGAUUCGGUGUCGACCUUCUUGGCCCUGAUAUUGACGAAGAGCAACUCUUGCUAUACGCCCAGCUCCUGAGUGAAGAAGCCUAUACUGCGGGUGUGGACGCGGCCAAGCGCGACGUAGGUGAUCAGACAGCCAUCGCCAGCUCUGCCACCAGUGCCUCCGUCAGCGAUGCUAUCGGGCCAAGUUCCUUCGGUCUAGCCGAAGUGUCGUCAUCAUCUUCCCCUUACCAAGAUCCGGUAGAGGAGAGCAUCGAUGAUGACCUCGCUGAAGCAAUCCGCCUCAGCCUGCUUGAUGAGAAGACAUCAAUCCCACCAGAGGAUCUGACACCCUCUAUUCCCAUCAAGUAUUCAAAGGGAGUGCGCAGACCUCGCCAAUCAUCACCUGGCCACAAUUCGGGUCCUGAGAGUAGUCAGCAACGGGAAAUGGAUGACCUGGAAUAUGCCAUCCAGCUCAGUCUGGCAGAGGACAAGAGCCGCGGAGAUGUGGCUGGCGAGGAAUGGGAGGAAUUCCCGACUUUGGCAUCCGCACCGCUUUCGUCUUCACAGUCCUCUGGCAAGGGAAAGGGAAAGGCGCGGGGUUGGUAGAUGUCCGCGACAUAUGGGUUUGAUUUGAAUGUUGUGAUUUGCAUAUAUAUUUGUUGGAUGUUUUGAUACCAUACAUCUCGAGCUCUCUUUCUCUGUCUUGACGAUGCCUUGACUCAGCAUGGAGUAAAGCAGACUCGAUUGGUUGCCAUUGCAUUAAUCUUGUGUCCUUCUAGUUAGUUCUUGAUUAUCUUGAUAUUUACAUUCGAAUCUCGAUCGUUUUCUGUAUUUCAAUCUGCUCCAAGUGUAAAUUACGUCGCAUAAUACCAUGGCGUGGAAUCGGCGGAGGUAUCUCGGUACUUGGGUAACGGUUAUCACUGUGCUCAAUUUUCGACGCUGAUAAACUUGGAAAAUGGAUGAUAGUCAUUAGGAUAACUAAUAACAUUGACUAGUCAGAGACAACUGUCAAGAAGAACAUGACAUCAUCUGUUGGACUCCAACGAAGCAUGUACAACAGAACCAAAAAGAAAGGAAUCACACAGACAGCCAAGCGUCAGAAGAAUUGAUAGUCUGUACAAAUCGAGGAUUGGUCACUCGAAAAUGUCCCGACUCUAUGCCUCUCAUAAUGGAUUCAACGGGAAGGGGAGAGGAAAAAAUAAACAAUAGAAGGGAAAUAUCAUCUACAACAGAGAAGCAAGCAGCAUGAAAACACCGCUCAGACCACCCAAGGCAAUGGAGGGGGCACCGUUCAGAGAAGACGCGGCGUUGGAGUGGGUGGAGGUACCCGAGGAAGAGGAGGAGGAGGUAGAGCUGGAGCUGGACGAGUUGGAGGGAGUGUUGGACUCGUCGUUGGCCAGCACCUUGAACUGGACAUUGGUGAUCUCGCUACCAGUGUAGUCGUAGACCUUCUCGGAGAGAGUGGUGGCCGUCACCGAGACCAGGGCGCCGGAGGGCUUGUUGGGCAGACCGUUCUUGAUGUAGUCCGAGACCUUGGAGGGGGCAUCGGGUAGGUUCCAGGCGUUGUAGAAGGUAGAGUUGGUGAUCAGGUCGGCGCUGCAGGUCUCCGGGGUGACACUGGUCUGGGAGGUGUUGCUGGCGGAGAUGCGGCUCAUGUCGAGCUUGUUGAACUGCUUCUGCAGGUUGUCAUAGUCGAUCAGAGUGGUGAUGGUGCCGUUGUCGUUGACCUGGACCAGGCCAUACUCGUUCUCCUCGAAUGUCCACUCGUAGAUUAACCCACCGGAGAAAGCCUGGGUCAUCUCUUCGCCGUACAGGGCCUGCACCUCGGUGAAGAUACGGGGCUUGACCUCGUUACAGCCAUACUCGGAGAAGAAGACGGGGAGAGUGGCAUUGGAGAAGUCCUCGGUCAGGACAUCGUAGCCGCUGGACUUGUAGGAAGCAUCACCGCACCACGAGUAGGAGUUGAGACCAAAGAAGUCAGCGCGCGAGCUGGUAGAGUUCUUCAGGUCGCACUCGAAGUAGUUCACAGUGUCCAUCAGGAUGUCACGGAUGUCUGCAGCGGAGUAGCCAACGGGGAUGGCGCGGUCGGACUGCUUGGCGAUGUAAUCCUUCAUGUCACGGAUCACGGCACGGACAUAGGCGGGAGCCAGGCGAGUGGCUUCCUCGUUGAUGACUUCGUUUCCAGCAAAGAAGCCGAGAACGUUGUCGAAGGCCUUGAAGGCUUCGAUCACACCAAAGACCUGCUGGUAGUAGGCGUUGGUGUAAGUCGUCCAGGGAGCAGUGCGGUCCAGGUAGCCGUUGGUAAGAGGGGAGUUGACAUCGAGGAUCAUGUAGAUACCGGCGGCAUUGAAGAUGGAGGCACACUUGUUGUGGUCGAGGGUGGGCUCGAGAUUAUAGACACGGAUGGUGUUGAUCUAAUGUGAUAGGAUCAGUUGCUCGGCCCACAUCCCUGGGGGUUGAUGACGAUCAAGAUCUUACACCCAGGCGCUGCAUCAGAGCGGCAUCACGAAGACAGACAUCACCAUCACUCAAAGGGUCCUUUUUGGCAGUGAAACCAGAGGAACCACCGGGCUGGUAGCUGUCGUAUACGUUAGUUUGCGAUCCUGGGGAAUGAAUAUACUGCGAUGUGCGACAGGCUCGCACGUGGCCGCCAUCGGAAUGUGGGGAAGGGGGAAAGUCUCACUCAACACCGAGAAUCUGGAACCGAUCACCGGUCUUGGAGUUGACAAAGUCCUUGCCCUGGACCUUGAGGGGAGUCACGGCCGCGGCGGAGCCAGCGAGGGCGCAAAUGGCCGUAAGGAGACGAGUGUAGGACUAUAGAAGGCGGUGUCAGCACUCGGUGUGAAAUAGUCUGGGUUUUGCGCACCGCGCUGGGCAGGGAAUUCCGUACGGAAACCAUCUUGAAGCAAAUUUAUGGAAGACGGAGUAAUUGAAGACGAAAGAGAUCGAGAUCGAAAGUCGAAAGUCGAAAGUCGAAAGUCGAAAGUCGAAAGUCAAGAGCUGAAAGAGCGACGGUGCAGUGCGCGAGAAGGAACGAGUGACAGGCGAUGCGAAAUCGACCAAAAACAAAGAGCGCGACACGCGACAAACGAGAGUAGAUGUGUAUCACUCCGACAAAGGAUGCGGAAGGCUAAAAGAGAAAAGGAAGGGAAAAGGAGGCGGUUUAAUAUGAAACGAAAAUGGCCAAGGAUCAGCGGGG
This is a messenger RNA of Penicillium brasilianum, 6247 nucleotides long. The record is from the annotation of a GenBank genome assembly. NCBI's taxonomy places the organism in Eukaryota, Fungi, Ascomycota, Eurotiomycetes, Eurotiales, Aspergillaceae.